This is a messenger RNA of Xenopus laevis (African clawed frog), 1582 nucleotides long. Its product is annotated as SLAM family member 9-like. NCBI's taxonomy places the organism in Eukaryota, Metazoa, Chordata, Amphibia, Anura, Pipidae. The coding region runs from base 162 to 1148 and encodes 328 amino acids. The transcript is spliced from 10 exons. The record is from RefSeq and is a predicted model, not a curated record.
UGAUAUAAUAUCUCACCUGUUUGCUUUCAGUUCAGCAGAUCUGUAGAGAACUUCAAACUGCUAAAUGCACUCGAACAAAGGCAACGUUGCCCAACCCCAGUAGGGUAUUUCUCUGGAAUUGAUUGACCAUCCUGUGUCCUUUCUGGUAGUUGAACAAGAAGAUGAAAGACAUUGAACGAAUAUUUUUUCUCUCACUGCUCUUAUACAUUAGAGUUGUAACAGGGAAUGGACCUUCUCCAGUGAUCGGCUGUGAAUAUGGGUCUGUCCUGCUGCCAUGCAGUCUGUCAUUUCCAGUUAUAGAAGCAAUUUGGGAUUUUUCAUUUAAUGGACGCAGCGUAAAAGUGGCCGACUUUAGAAACCAAAAGUUUAGUAUCAUCAGGAAGGAGUUCCACAGCCGCAUGGAAUGGUCUCAUAAUGGAAUCACAUUAACGAUCACAAACCUGACAAUGGAGGAUACUGGGAUCUACACUGCACUUAUUUAUGACACUGAAUACACAAAACAUGAAAUAUCUCAUAAUCUCACAGUAUUCAACCUUGUGCCCAAGCCAGAAAUAAAGAGAGAAGAGUGCAAAGGAGACGGCCAAUGUGAUUAUACCCUUCACUGUUCCGUCCCAUCAGACUCACCGGCCCUGUCCUACAGUUGGAAGUACAGAGAUAAGAACUCUGAGUAUCAUCACUAUGCACAUGGGAGCACAAUCCAAAUCUCAUCACCCAAUGAGACAAUGACAUUUCUCUGCUUGGUACAAAAUCCUGCACAAGAGAAUAAUUCCACUGUUGUUAUAGAAAGGAAAGUUAAUGCAGAAAAUGAAAGGCUUCAGGUAGCAAUGAUGAUUGCUCCUGGAUUUGCUGCCCUUGUACUUGCAGCAGUUGUUUUUCUGUGUGUAAGAAUGAGAAGAGAGAAUAAAAAGAAGGAAGAUAUUACAUAUAGUGAUAUUCAGUCCUUUCCACAGGGGAGAACAAAUGAGAAGGAAGAUAUUACAUAUAGUGAUAUCCAGGCCUUUCCACAGAAAAGAACAGAUGAGAAGGAAGAUAUUACAUAUAUUGCUAUUCAGGCGUUUCCACAGGAGAGAACAGAUGAGAACUUGAUGAUACCAGAGCCUUUGUUAUGUCCAGUAAAAACCUAUGUGGAAAUAAAGAGAUAUCUGUAGCUAGGGUAUCGGUUUGUUUAAGAAGAGAUGCCAGAUCCCAGACUGCAUUAUGGUAUAAUAGAAAACUUUUCAAUCCGGGGAAAUAUUCAACCUGAAAUAUAUCGCAUGAUUUUUAAAAGGCGACUAUAAGAAAAGAGGGGGACUUCUUUUGGACUCUACGUUGCACUUUUGCUUGGCUGCUGUAUCUUUGAGGUGACACUCCCCCUUUUUCUGAGCUGAUAAAUAUUAUGAUCUGUUUCCAGGCAGGGAAGAUAAACCCUGAAACAUUGCCUGAAAUAUAUAUACUGUAUACUAAUCUGCACAAUCAAUAUCUGCUGUUCAUGCUCUUCAUGCAGGAGUCAGGAAUAAAAAGUUGACUCCACCUCCCACAUGAAAAGCAACAUAGAACAAUAAAAUGUAAUCUUAAAAAAAUAAAUAAAAAUAAAAGUCAAAAA